Molecule: messenger RNA, 1455 nt
Organism: Osmerus eperlanus (European smelt)
Lineage: Eukaryota; Metazoa; Chordata; Actinopteri; Osmeriformes; Osmeridae
Gene: eapp
Product: e2f-associated phosphoprotein
Exons: 6
Coding region: 119-1030 (303 amino acids)
Biological process (GO): positive regulation of cell population proliferation
Cellular component (GO): nucleus
Source: RefSeq, a predicted model, not a curated record
UGAAAAUCCUUCGCCGGAAGCACUUUGUAAAACAACUUCCAGGUGUGCGCACAUUGCAGUCUGUAUAUUCCUAUUCAAACGCUAAAUUUAACAAACGUUCGUUUUUGGCGUUAUAGAAAUGAAUAGUUUAAACAAACCACAGGAAUAUGAUUCCUAUGAAAUAGAGGAACCAAGUGACGAGGAGAGAGCCGAGGACAGUUCGGAGGAUGAGUUGGACGUGCUUCUGAACGGGACAGCGGACCAAAAGAGGAAGCUGAUCAGGGAGUACCUAACGGGAGAAAGCGAGUCUUCCAGCGGGGAUGAGUUUGAAAAGGAGAUGGAGGCCGAGCUCAGCUCCACUAUCAAGUCUAUGGAAGGCACCUGGGCACCUGCAGCAUCAGACAGUUCAGGGACCAACGACAAUACUACCACUCCAGUGUUGCCUGCGGUGUACGACCAGAUCUACUUUGAUUCAGAUUCUGAGGAGGAGGAGGCUCCAAGCAGCUCCGCAGGUCGGAGGCGGAAGCAGCGUGCCAUCCCCACCAAUGACGAGCUACUUUAUGACCCAGACGAGGAUGACCGAGACCAGGCUUGGGUGGAUGCCAAAAGGAGGGGGUAUGGCAGUGACAGAAGACGGCAGCGAGCGAUUGGCCCCAGAGGUCAGAAGUCCAGUGCUCUCCCCAGCAGUGAUGCUGUCCUUAACUGCCCUGCUUGCAUGACCACUCUCUGUUUGGACUGUCAGAGACACGAUAAAUACAGAACGCAGUACAGGGCCAUGUUUGUCAUGAACUGCUCUGUGAACAAAGAGGAGGUGCUGAGGUACAAAACCCAAAAUGAGAGGAAGCGGAAGAACAGGAAGAGGAGGAGAGGACAACAGGAAGAAGUAGCAACACCACCACCAACAGAAGCCCAGUUGGGCACAGGCCCCAGAGGGAUGGAUGGAGAGGAGGCGUACCACCCGGUCCAGUGUACAGAGUGUUCUACAGAAGUGGCUGUGUUUGAUAAAGACGAGGUCUAUCACUUCUUCAACAUCCUGGCCAGCCACUGCUAAAGAGGACCCGGUGUUCUAAUAAGACUUUGUUGCUUUGCCUCGUAGGAUCCUAUCAACCCUGUCUGCCUGCCUAAACCUAGAAAAGUAUUGCCCUGAGACCUUAGAUGAAUCCCUCCUUGGUCUGUGGUAGAUGUUUGGGCUCACAUUCUGAAAUUAUGUUGGCUGGAAUGGCAUUGGUUACAAUGUUGAUGGUAGACAGGCCUGUACAGAUAGCAUGUAUACACUUGGUGGAGUGGGGGCAGGAGGUUGUCAGCAGACUGGGUUUUCCUUUUUGAUUUUUAUAACAUUUUCUGAGUUUAAUUUAGUUUGGCCUAAGUGCCCUUUUUGGACAUACUGUUUUAAUAACUACAUUUUCUGAAGUGUAUUUGCCUGAAAUAUCAGGCCAUUUUGUACAUAUUAACAUUUCAGAUUUUGUAAUUACAAUC